This is a messenger RNA of Linum trigynum, 938 nucleotides long. The record is from the annotation of a GenBank genome assembly. NCBI's taxonomy places the organism in Eukaryota, Viridiplantae, Streptophyta, Magnoliopsida, Malpighiales, Linaceae.
CUCUCCUCUUGGACAAACCUCCAAUCGCCAAAACCCACUCCCUCGCCGUGAUAGAUGGUGCCCUCGACGUCAUUGAGAAAGGAAGUAAUUCACCCCUGUCAAAUAGAGGGGAAAUCAACAAAAUCGCUCCUCCAAUUUCAAUCCCGACCAGCGCCAGAGGUGGAUGAGUUUUGUAACGAACCAUCGAAAGAAGACGACGUAAGCAGAAGGAGGGAGGUGUUCGGGUCUCGACGGUAACGAUUAUCGUCGUCGCGGUCCCUUCUCCUCGAUCGAUGGCCUACCGGCGCCUUCGCCAACAACCUCCUCCCUCUCUCUAGUCGACAAUCGAGCCCACAAAAAUCUCGACAUCGCCGCCAUCAACUCAGAUCUGGUGCGGAGGAAGCAGAUAUCGGGGAAUGAGAGAGGAUCGUUGGAGAGAGAGUUGAAGGGCGGUGGGUUUAUAGCAGCGAUAGUGUGAGGGAGAAGACGAACAGCCACCAGUUCGUUCGGCUGAGGGAGAAGAUGAGCAAAACCUGAAUCGGGUCUGAAUCCAUCGAUCUUAACGAUGAUGGAGUGGAAUCUGAGGGGACGCCUGUUGAAAAUCCCUCGCCGCCGAAGCGCAUGUCGAGGACGAAGAAGAGGAAAAGGAACCAGUCCCAGUCAAAAGCCCUGCCCCGCGCCCCCGCAGAUCUUCUUCCACAGCCGCUCGUUCCACCCCGACGGCGUCUUACCCUUGAACGCGCCGGCAUGGAAGUACACCAACACCGGCAGCUUCCUCUUCUCUCUGUCUCGUCUGGGGAUGUAGAGGCGGGUCUCGGCGGAAGAAGGGGUUGAAUCAGUGGGAAUGAGGCGGCAGGAGGAAGAGAUAAGGGUAGGACCGUAGGAGGUUGGGGGGUUUUGGGGUUAUUUUUAUUUUCUUAUUAAUUGAAUUAGAAAAUUAAGAAAUAUUUUAUUUAAUG